GUGGACCCAAAGGAGUGGAUUACGGUUAAACAUCUAUUAAAUCACCCGUGGCUCAUGCAAGGUUAUUCUGAUGCUGUUCAGUGGCAAAGUAGAUACCCACUGGGACAUCUUGAUGAAGACUGCAUAACGCUUUCUGUGUUUCAUAAACAGAGCAAGGAGAAUAUAUUGGAAUUAAUAUCAGAGUGGAAAUAUGACCAAAUGUCAGUGACAUAUCUUUUGCUUCAAUCCCAGAAGGCUCGUGGCAAGCCAGUUUGUUUAAGGAUUCCAGGGCAAGCCAGUACAACACAAUCAGCAGACCUCGAGUCUGACAAAACUAUAACAUAUGAAGAUAUGCCAGACUGCAGUGAAGUGCCACAUGCAUUUGGAUCCAUGGAAUCUUCUGAUGCAGCUUCACUGUUUGAAGAGUCUCCAUUAGAAGAAUUUUUCCUAAAUCCUCACAGAACAAAACAGCAUUCAAGACAUGAUGCUCAAGUGGAUUAUACAGAACUCACAGUGUCAACUCCAGUGACAAAAAAAGUGGCAUCAAAGAAGCAUGAAAACAAAGAGAAUGCUGAUAUAGAGUCAGCUUUAAGAAAUGAAAUGUCCUUUGCACUUCCUGCUCCAAAGACUCCUUUUGCGAAGAGUCCAAUUGAGACGCAGGUACAAACCUUACCCUUCCAGGCACCUGCCUUCAAAGAGAGCCAGUUCACUACAGUCACCUCAAUUAAGAAACCCACAAACCCAACACAUACAGAUUUAUUGACAGCAGUGGUGGUUCUUCCUGAAGUAAGCAUGUGUAAUUCAUUGGAAAUGGAUCUCAACCUAGCUCAGAUGGAUAGCAGCCAAAAGAAGAGAAAAGCCUAAAUAUUUGUAAGUCUUGAAAGAGGCCUAGAUAAAGUGAUCACAAUGCUUACGCCAAGCAAGAAGAAGCGAUCCACUAGAGAUUGUCCAAGGAAACUUAAGGCACACUAUAAUGUUACCACAACUCAGCUACUGAAUCCAGACGAACUAUUGAAUGAAAUAAUCGCUAUUCUUUCAAAGAAACAUGUGGAAUAUGUUCAGAAGGGUUACACCCUGAAGUGUCAAACAUGGUCAGAUUUUGGCAAAGUAACUGUGGAGUUUGAGUUAGAAGUGUGUCAGCUCAUUAAAUCUGAAGUAGUCGGUGUCCGGUGACAACAGCUUAAGGGUGAUACCUGGGUCUACAAGAAACUGAUGGAAGACAUCUUAUCUAGCUGUAAAGUGCGCCUGACUGAUGCAUGUACCAAGAAAGCAGCAGAUCGCUGUGUUAAGAACAAUAGCACCUUUGAACUGUUGCGAAUGGAGAAGGUAUUCGUCAUCCUGACUGUCUACAAGGAGUUCAGAGUGACACCUUUAACAGUGCUAGGUGCAGAACUCAAGCACUAG
Antrostomus carolinensis (chuck-will's-widow) is the source of this 1383-nucleotide messenger RNA. It is a transcript of the gene MELK, whose product is annotated as maternal embryonic leucine zipper kinase. The record is from RefSeq and is a predicted model, not a curated record. NCBI's taxonomy places the organism in Eukaryota, Metazoa, Chordata, Aves, Caprimulgiformes, Caprimulgidae.